GAGUCUGCUAGUUUCAAUUUUGUGAUGAAUGAAUGGAUGCCGCAGCUCAGUGCCAGUGAUCGCAGAUUAUGACACAUGAAGACUGAAGUUGAAGGGGCGUGAAAGUGUGAAAAGUAUACUCAAUCAACUAUGAAUUGACGGCAUAUUUUGGUCUACAAUAUAAUGGCGAGUGAGCAUGCCGGGAGGCCACGAGUUAGGCAGAGUUCUUUUCGUAAGAUGAUCAAUGAAAUCUUGGAUGAGAGAGGUCGUGACAAGCUGUGCCGAUCGCUCCCGAGCCAAGAUGGUUUUGGUCGGAUUCCGAUGGAGGUGAACUGUUUCUGGGCGAGGCUCUUCUCUCAGCAUUUUGUGGCAGAGGUUCCAGAAGAAUUAAGAGAUGACUUGCUUUUCUUCAUCCAUCGGAAACAACCCACUUCAAGGCAAGACAGACAGCAAGCUAGAUUGGAGGUGUUUCGUCAGGAUUCUAAGAACCUUCCCAGUUUAGGAGAACCAAACAUUGACUGGGAAGAGACUGUUUAUCUUAAUCUUAUUCUUCAACAGUACAAUUACAUCUUGACAUGUGCGGUAUGCAUCAAGUCAGAAGGAACCUUGACGAUACUAAGGAAGCAUACAGAACAGGUCUUUGCAAGCCCAUCUAGGCGGCGAAUGGACAGCAAGGGAGAAGAAUCGGAAGUCUCCUAUCCAAAUAUAUUCUUCAUCAUCGAUAACUUUGAUGAGAUCUUUGGUGAUUUCACCGUCCAAGAAGGCCAGAUGUUCUGUGUGGAACUGGUAGCAAGCGAGAAACAAGGUCCAUUCCGCAGCGUAGUCUUCCUUGGAUCAGUACGUCAUGAAGCUUUAAAGAAGGUCUAUGAUAAUAGAGCUAGUGUAUCUUCAAAGGUUGCGAGCAAAGUGUCGCUGGGGUUUUUCCAAGGAGGUCGAGGGCGAGUUGAGUUCAUACGGAUGAGAGGGCCCGAGGGGAAGGGGUUUGCGGAAGUUGCCGUCAGUCGGGCUAGUUGGUCUUCAUCGGUGGAAAGUAGCACCGAAGAUGUGCAUUCAGCGUCCGAGAGUUUUGAUUCGACAAAUGAUGGGCCCUCUACUUCAUCAUCAAGCAUACCUCGGGACGUGGUAAUAGGUUCACCGAUCCAUAAAGGAUUACGCAAAUCACAGUCGGACAGCGAAACCUUGUCAACGUUGACCAACGGGAAGGAUGAGGAAGCAGCCUGCCAGUCAGAAGAUGAGGGACCACCAAGCAGUUGGAGUAGACGUUGGAUGAGGCGGACGUCGGAUGCUCUGUUACGACUUACCAUGCGGAGCACUCAGGUACCCGCCCUCAACGUCCACCUAACAUACGUUACUCUACCAUGGCACAGGAUAAUAGCAGAUGUUCUGGAAGUGAAGAAGAAGCCAGUCCUAAGCUAGCACAUGGUUGCCAUGGAAACCCGCCGCCAUCAUCCGAUCCAACUCAGGUUUUUAGAUAGUGUAGGGACCCCUGUACGAACAAGUCAGUAGCUAAGAAAAUCAUUUGAAUAUUUAGUACUUUACAGAAAACAAUGACAAUAACUUUUGUAGCGCAAUAUCAAUUUUUUAAUUUUCAUUCAGUAUAACUAAAGGAAAAUUUGUGCUGCAUGUUUUAUUCACAUAAAAAAUGUCAAAAAAGCUCAAAAUUUGCUGUGGAGGGGAGAAUCAGUGCUGAAUAGGCUAUGGCGUUAUAGGUGAAGUCUACCCACAACAAAUAGUUGAUUUUAAAAAAGUGAAAAAUCAAAGAAGUAUAGUGCUGAAAAUUUGGUCUAAAAUGGAUGUAAAAUAAGAAUUUAUUAUGAUUUUUCUAGUUUCACACAAUUUCACAAACAGUUAUAUGCACAUCCUGGUCUGUAUGCAAAUGAGGAAGCGGAAGACGUCACCCACUCGCUAUCUAUUUUAUAUUUUAUUAUAUUGAAACAUGGAAUAUUUUCAUUUCUUUGUUAUAAUGUGAAACAAAAUUGGAUUUAUCCGUACACAUGUUGAAGUGCCAAUGUUGUAAUCUAUUACGAUUUCAAUGAAGAUGUUUAUUAUUAUCAAAUCUGAACAAAUGGAAAUAUUCUGCAGUUCAUAUAAUGAAAUUCAAUAUGAAUAGUCGUUAUGGUGAUUGUAUGACAUCCACUCUCUCAUUUAUGUACCAUCCAUGUUGUAAUCACAACUGUUUUGUGAAAACAUAGCUGGAUAAUAAUCAACCAAUUCAUUUUUGUAGAUGAUUGAAAUGGCGUACAAUGACAUAAUAUUCCAGAAUGGUCGUCUAAGUGGCGAAUGUGGUCAGGGGCGACGUCAAAGUUGUAAAUAAAUUGGCCCGACCAGCUUAAAAGCAUACCCAAUGAGUCUAUGAGACGACUAGAAAGGUACAUGAAUGGGCAAUGCCAGAUGUUUUAUGUGGUGGAAAGCAUACACGAGAUGCCCCAAAAUUCGGAUCACUGCCAUUUUCAGUUGCAUCCAAUGCAUGCAUUUGUGUGUAGCUGUGAAUGCGGAAUUUCUGUGAGUGCAAACAUAUAAUAAAUGUGCAUAAGGGGUCAGCUCUGAUUAGACAACAGCAGGGGACUUCAGUCCCCCACCUUUUUCACUUUAAGUCUUCAAAUUGUAAAAAUCUCCAUGUAAUUGUGAUUUUUUGCAUGCCCCCCCCCCACCUCACUUUCAUAUAUCUGUGGACCAUGAAAGACCCAAAUUAGAAUUGAUUGUGUCUUGGCACCGGUUGUUGACAUUCGUACACUGCUUGCUAGCAUGGCCAUAUUCAGGGGCAGCAAAAUUUAUCAUUAUCUAUCUUAAAACAAAUUUUAACUAAAAUCAGGCUCAAAUGUGCACCAUCCAGACCGGUUAAUUAAUAAUAUAGGAUUUGCAUAGCGCACGUAUCCACCUUGCUAGGUGCUCAAGGCGCUCCUAUAUUACUAAGCUAGUCUACCAAUUAUGGUGUGCACAGCUUACAAUUUUGAAUUUUAAGAAAUAUCAAUAAAGAAAAUCAAAAUAAAGCCAUGUUGCUUUGUUCUCCAGCUUGCACAUGGUUUUUUAAUAUUUCAUUUGUUCUUACAUACAUGUAGGCUGUCUUUUUCAGGCAUGUCACAGUUCGGGGGGGGGGGUACUCAAAUUAUGAAAUGAUACCUAUGUGCUGCACCAAAAAAACGAGAAUCAGGAGCUUUGGACCUAAACGUUGGUCUUAGAAUUGGGGUUUCCGGAACUGCUCUUGCAUCAAUGAUUGCUAUAUGUAAUACUCUGGAACGGCAUAAAUUCUAUGUUUUGGAAUGUUAGAUGAAUUUGAGUGAAAUUGGUCAUGACGUUUCUGCGCGAUGAACCAAUCAGCUGCCUCCGUUUCGCUCUGCAGAGCUUUCACUGUUGUCGCGAAUGCAGUCAAUGGCUAUUUGCCACUGUGCUGCGCUGAGCAUGAGCGGGCACUGUCCUAAAAAACAAAAAUUUGAGGGUCUUCGGAACUGGGAAAAAAUAGGAAUUUCUGUGGCUUUCUAAAUUGGUGAUGCUCUGGAACGGAAAUUUAGGCUGAAAAUGGGGGUCUUGACCGUGGCACAUACGUAUUAUACAUCUCUACUAAGUGACCCCCCGGGUCACAGUUGGUUGGCUUUAAUAACAAAGUUGUAGGCUAGUAUUGAAGAACAGACUACUUUGAUCAUGUAAAUGAUUGUUUUGGGGUUGUUGCAAGAAAACUGUUUUAAUCGAUUGCAAAUUUCAGAUGCAGAUCUACAAGUGAUGGAUCAAUUUAAACAAAAGGAAAUCAAUUUAUACUUGUACUUGUUGAUACAGGAAGCAGACCAUCAAUCAAUUGUAAAUUUGCAAUGAAAUGCAUGACUUUCAAUUGAUUUGUGGUCCUAAAAUUGACUUGCGAUCAAUUGCAUGUUUCUUGCAACGUCCCAUUAGUCUAUAAAAGCAGAAUUAUUUUUGUAUUUCACUCGGUCACACUGAACACGUUUUUUCCGUAGAUGUUGUAGAUCUGUGUAAGGUAUGUCUGCACUCUCGUAAUGUUGCCAAUUUGACGAUGUUGCUGCUAAUCAAUUGAACUGCCAAGCAUAAAUAGCAUCAAAUUUUAGUUCAAGUGAAUGUGUGUGGUUGUUCAAAAAUGUGGCCAAUAAUGUGCUAAUAGGUUGUAAGUGCUACUUGUAAAGUUUAUUGUCAGAUGUAAUGAUUGUUUAAAAAAAAUCCUGUUUGCUUGUAUAUGACAAAGUGCGUGAAAAAUUCUGAUAACAGUACUUAUUUAUUUAUAACAAAUAAUUGUACUAAAGCAUUUGGAAUGUCUUAAUAAAUGAUCACAAACAAAGCCUGCAAAAUAGAAUGCAGAAGUCACAGAAUUUUUAUAAGGGGGGGGGAAUAGAAUUUAUAUGUUUCCAAAGAACAUUAAUAAACAGAGGAAUGUUAUAAAAACAAGUCUUCAUCAACAGAAGAUUUAAAUUAAUCCUAUUUAAACUGACAGUGUUUGAUUUAUAUUUAUCAAAAGACAUCUGCAUCUACAUGUGUACUACAGUGAAAAUAUCAUCAGGCAGACAUUGAAGUAGUGCAUACCUAAAGUUUUAAAUUUUGUUUGUCAUUAGUUUCACUG
Lytechinus pictus (painted urchin) is the source of this 4540-nucleotide messenger RNA. RefSeq lists its product as uncharacterized. The transcript is spliced from 9 exons. Bases 163 to 1395 code for a protein of 410 amino acids. NCBI's taxonomy places the organism in Eukaryota, Metazoa, Echinodermata, Echinoidea, Temnopleuroida, Toxopneustidae. The record is from RefSeq and is a predicted model, not a curated record.